Oxyura jamaicensis (ruddy duck) is the source of this 3135-nucleotide messenger RNA. It is a transcript of the gene SLC25A6, whose product is annotated as solute carrier family 25 member 6. Gene Ontology annotation, biological process: mitochondrial ATP transmembrane transport; mitochondrial ADP transmembrane transport. The record is from RefSeq and is a predicted model, not a curated record. The transcript has 4 exons. Bases 66 to 962 code for a protein of 298 amino acids. Lineage: Eukaryota; Metazoa; Chordata; Aves; Anseriformes; Anatidae. Gene Ontology annotation, cellular component: mitochondrial inner membrane. Gene Ontology annotation, molecular function: ATP:ADP antiporter activity.
GCGCCGCCCUUUCGGCGCGAGCGGCAGCGGCGGCGUCGGUUUCCCCCCCGGUCCCAGGCGCGGCCAUGGCGGAGCAGGCCAUCUCCUUCCUCAAGGACUUCCUGGCGGGCGGCGUGGCCGCGGCCAUCAGCAAGACGGCGGUGGCGCCCAUCGAGCGGGUCAAGCUCCUGCUGCAGGUACAACACGCAAGUAAACAAAUUGCUGCUGAUAAGCAGUACAAGGGCAUCAUCGAUUGCGUCGUGCGUAUUCCAAAGGAGCAAGGAGUGCUGUCCUUCUGGCGAGGGAAUCUGGCAAAUGUCAUCAGAUACUUCCCAACUCAAGCUCUCAACUUUGCCUUCAAGGAUAAGUAUAAGCAAGUGUUCCUGGGAGGAGUAGACAAACACACUCAGUUCUGGAGGUAUUUUGCUGGUAACCUGGCCUCUGGUGGUGCAGCUGGAGCCACUUCCCUCUGCUUUGUCUACCCCUUGGAUUUUGCAAGAACCCGUUUGGCAGCCGAUGUUGGAAAAGCUGGUGCAGACAGAGAAUUCUCUGGUCUAGGGGACUGUCUAGUCAAAAUCACCAAAUCUGAUGGUCUGCGUGGCUUGUACCAAGGGUUCAAUGUCUCUGUCCAGGGCAUCAUCAUCUAUAGAGCUGCCUACUUUGGAAUCUACGAUACAGCAAAAGGCAUGCUGCCAGAUCCCAGAAAUACUCACAUUGUUAUCAGCUGGAUGAUUGCACAGACAGUGACAGCUGUGGCUGGUGUGGUUUCCUAUCCUUUCGAUACUGUGCGGCGUAGGAUGAUGAUGCAGUCGGGACGCAAAGGAGCUGAUAUCAUGUACUCUGGAACGAUUGACUGCUGGCGGAAGAUUGCAAGGGAUGAGGGAGGAAAGGCGUUCUUCAAGGGUGCAUGGUCUAAUGUUCUCCGAGGCAUGGGGGGAGCUUUUGUGCUUGUGCUGUAUGAUGAAUUCAAGAAAGUCAUUUAAGCAGCCUAACUAGAAUUUGAAAUCAAGUUGAGCAGAUCAUGUAGAAUAACUACCAUUAUGGACCAUUGACCUUCAAGAAAUUCCUGUGAGUCUUAUUUAUCGGAGCCAGAUGAUAUUUGUAGAUGGGGCUAGAAACUGACAUACAGAACUGAUCCAUUUCAUGGUAACCUGUGUGAAGACACUGAAUCUGGUAGUUCAGUGUGGUGACUUGUUUCAGCAAUGAGAAAUCAGCGUCACUGGUUCAGGGUCCAAAGUGGCUGGGUCCAAGUUAGGUAGAAAAGCAUUGUAUGGCUAUGGAUCAGUCCCCAGUUUCAAGUCCUAUCUUUUUUAGGACCAUAAAAUUGUCUUUGAAAGUACUUGCUAACAAAUCAUUAUUUUCCACUUGUACUGAAGCACUAUGUACCAUUUUGCACAGCUGAACAUCUAGCAAUUUUGUUCUUAAAUUGGGGCAUUCUGCUGUAAAACAAUAAACAUACUUACUCUGUCUGUGUUGAAAUUAUUACAUCAAAGCUUUGGGAAAGCCUCUUUUUGAAAACUUGUUUCGGAUAAUGGUUCAUCUGAUACACUUACACUGCACUACAACAGAAUAAGCUUGAUUUUAUUAACAUAAUCGAAUGUGAGAACUUUGAGGAAAAAAGCCUAGGUUGUACUAGUAGAAACCACUCCCAUUCUUUGUGCCUGAUUGUGUAUGAUGGGCUGCUGCAAGUGGCUUUUUGCAUGAUUCUUAAAAAUUGAUUUGCAGCUUUUCAUGUGAUGUAAAAUGAGGGGUUUUCUGUUGUAGCACUAAAAGAACCCAGAGUUCCAGGGGCAGUGAAAAAGUGAUGCUCUUGCCUUUGGUGAAACAACUUAAAAUGGAAUAUAUAUUUUAAGUUAAUAAAGAAAGCAACACAUGCCAUUCAUGCAAAAACCCAGGAACCCAGUUAAAUGCCUUUAAUGUUUGAGUGACCCGUCUACUGUAUUGUUGCUGCUAUUUGGAAAUGCUGAUCGUGCCACUCAAGAUUGUGUUUGGCCUGAUCUCUAGCAGUGGUCAGUACCUCUGUGGAAGAUAGAUUUAAUCUGAAAUGAAGCUCAGUUUUAGAGGUGCAGUUGUUCAGGGUAUGUGACAGGGAGUAUGCAUGAUCCUGUGUAGCUUUAAAAUAGAGGUAAUGGUAGGUCAGCCUUUAAUAAUAACUGAAUAGUAUCUGCUUUCAAGGGUUGUCUGAAGGCUAAAAACAAGUAGUACAUUAUCUCAAAUGGCAGUGUGAGGAAUUAAAUCUGUGAUCUUCAUAUGCGUGUAUAUAAUCUUGCUUUUGUACUCUGUAAUCUACAAGGAUGUGGGGAGACCAGUAAAGGAAGACAAGGUGUUCAUCUUCCAGUUAUGUUCUUAAAAACUAGCCCUGUGUCUGAAAGAAACGGUGUCAUUGUAUGAGUCAUUGAAGGCUGGCUGAGCUGAGGGGUUUUUUGUGCCUUCUGAGGUUGCUACUCAAGAUGAGGUAUUUAAAUUUACUACAUGGCUUCGUCUGAUUAUUUGGCUCCAACAUGAUGUUCCUUGACACAAGCACUGCUUUCAACAUCUUUACAUGAAUGUAAGUACAUUACGUAGCUACUUUGUACACAGGCUAAUGGCAAACUUUAUGUACCUACUGCAGGUGUUUUUUUCUUUUAUCUUGUUCAGUAAUGGUAGCUCUUGUGAUGUGAGCAGGCCAUUUGAUGUUGACCUUGCCAAUCAAGCUGCUGUUUCAGUUGUAAUUAUGCUGAUUGGGGGGGGGGGAGGGGCCUGGAAAAGGUUGCCUGUAUAAAUAGGUUGUGUAGGUUUACUUUCUACAUCAGUGGCUUGAAAGGUAGAGAUAAAGCACCUUGCAUAACGUUACCAUGAGUGCAUGGUGGCCUGGCUUUGUGAGGAAGAACCAAGCAUGACAAUUACUAGAGAGCAGUUCUUGAGCAGGGGGAUGACAAACCUCAUCCCCCCACUACAGAAUUUGCUUUUAACCAGAGGAAAUAGGAAAGAAAUCGAUGUAAGUGUGGGUUGUUCUGUAAGUGGAACUGCAAUUAGCUAUGCUGUGCAUUUUAGCAUGUACUACUCGGUGUUCAUUUUUCUAGUAUAUUGCUUCCCUUAGUCAUGCAGCAGAAAUUUUCAUUGUGAUUAUGCAGUGUGGGAACAUAAGAGGCAAACAAUAAAUGACUUUUAAAAAAA